This is a messenger RNA of Teleopsis dalmanni, 1533 nucleotides long. RefSeq names its product facilitated trehalose transporter Tret1-like. The transcript is spliced from 3 exons. Bases 44 to 1426 code for a protein of 460 amino acids. Gene Ontology annotation, cellular component: membrane. Gene Ontology annotation, biological process: transmembrane transport. Gene Ontology annotation, molecular function: transmembrane transporter activity. Lineage: Eukaryota; Metazoa; Arthropoda; Insecta; Diptera; Diopsidae. The record is from RefSeq and is a predicted model, not a curated record.
UAGAAUAGAAAUCAAGAAAAAAGAAUCCAAAGAAACAUAUAUAAUGGAUAGUGAGUUUCUAGAUGAAAUCCCACAGUAUAAUUAUUGCUGUGACGAUUCGCUAUUGAUCGCAAUGCAAAAGAAUAAACCACAAUUUAUCUCACUGGGAGCAGCCACACUAAUUUUGAUGUCCGGAGGUAUGCAUUUAUCACUGAGUUUUGCAAUACCUGAUCCGUUCCUUUGCGUUUAUUGGUUUAAAGGGAGUAUUAUUGGUGCUUUAAUAGGAAUUAUUUGUUGUCAAAUUGUUAAGAAAAAAAAAUUUAUUCUAACCUCAUCACUUUUAAUCAUAAUUGAUGGGAUACUUUUAGCAUCACUCUCAGAAGACAAUUACGGCGUUAUAUUGGCACGUUUUAUUAAUGGCAUAGCAAGUGGACUAACGUUUGUCCCGUUAUUGAUAUUGGCGAGCGAAGAAUCAGUAUGUAACAAACGUGGCUUGUUAGUGACAACAGUUGAAACGAUGUCUAUCUCAUUAGGCAUCUUCUUAUAUCUAUUCAUAUAUUUCGUAUGGACGAAACUUCCACAUCCACCUAUACAUUUGAUCCAAAUGCUUGGCUUGCUAAAUAUUGUUCAAGGCGUGAUUGCAUUAAUAGUACAAUGGUUUUUUUAUGUGGAAUCGCCUAUGUUUUAUUUAGUUCGCGAGGAAGAAAAUGAAGCAAUGGAUUCUUUGCGUCGUUUACAAUAUCCAUUUGUGAUAACCAGCAAAACUCAUCAACAACUGAAAGAGCACAAACAAUAUAUAGCACACAAUAAAGAACUAACAUGUGUGUCGAGUCUCGUAUCUAGUUUACCAGCUCUAUUAGUACUCUGUCUAUAUCGUAGUUUGGUUGCUUUAAAUUAUUCAAAACCGUUUUAUUAUGUGAUGUUUUUUUGUUCAACUGUUCUUUAUGGUACCGAAGUAUGGGCUUUUGUGAUUAUGGGUACUUUACGUUGCAUGGGAAUAUUUCUUAAUAUGUAUAUGAUAGACACAUUUGGACGUAGACAACCGAUGCUAUUCGGUUCUAUUGUAUGUGGAAGUUUAUCAGUUGUAAUAGGCAUGAUGUUUGAUCAAUUCCCGGAAAUGAUUUUCCGUCACAGAAUGAGUAUAAUUGUAUACUUAAUGUUGAUGAUUCAGUUCUUUACCGGAAUAUUCAUUGGUUCGUCUUCGGUGUAUCUGAGUGAAGCAUUUCCUUUGGAAAUUAAACCAGUUUUCAUUGGAAUUACUUUUAUAGUUGAAAUGUUGGUGCAAGUAAAUUAUAUAGUUACUUUUGAUUUCAUUAACUCUUCCUGUUAUUUCUAUUCCACUGCGAUAACCUGUCUCGGGUUUUUUUUCAUUGGAUUGCUGUUAUUGCCGGAAACAAAACGGAAUACUCUGCGUGAGGCUCAAAUAAAAUUCAACUUACUUUCUUAAAUGACAUUAAACUAAAGCUCUGUUUCUCCAUUUGUGUUUCAUACCGUUUAUAAAAAAUAAUUCUAUUUGAUAUAUUUUGUGAAUAAAUUCUUUUGAACAUUAAUUAA